Eurytemora carolleeae is the source of this 3467-nucleotide messenger RNA. RefSeq lists its product as uncharacterized. The transcript is spliced from 13 exons. NCBI's taxonomy places the organism in Eukaryota, Metazoa, Arthropoda, Copepoda, Calanoida, Temoridae. Gene Ontology annotation, biological process: chromatin remodeling; regulation of transcription by RNA polymerase II. Gene Ontology annotation, molecular function: RNA polymerase II cis-regulatory region sequence-specific DNA binding; DNA-binding transcription factor activity, RNA polymerase II-specific. The coding region runs from base 2 to 3334 and encodes 1110 amino acids. The record is from RefSeq and is a predicted model, not a curated record.
GAUGGAUUUUAAAGCAGCGUUGAAAUCCUUUGCUGAAGCCUGGGCCCUGGCUCAAGUUCAAAACUUGAACGGAGAUCGACCGCUAGCGGAAUUAAUUACACCGACAUCUUCCGCUACUCUCUUAACGGAAAUACUUCCGAAACUUUCCGCGAGUUCUUCUCAGGAAACUGGAGAGCUGCAGAGAAGAGAAGAAGUAAACAAGGACCAAAAACUUGUAUCCAAUCUGAAACCAGGGAAUCAGGGCGGGUUAGCAAAUUUUCCUUUUUGGGGUUCACCGUAUUCAGAACUCACAGAUGAGAAUAAGACCCCAAACCCAUUUCCGCUUAGUUUCUCACAUCUGAAACAUCAAGAUAAAUUUCAGUUAUUUAACCUGUCCUACCCAUCAUAUAUCCGUUCUUCUGUUGGGUUUCCAGCUCCGAUAAACGAGUGCAAUCCCCUGGACCUAUCUGAGACACCACCUAGAGAUUUUACAAACCUUGAACAUUUCGGGAAAAGUGUCCAUCGUAUCUCCGGAUUGACUCGGAGUGGAGAAGAACGUCCACGAAUGAGGGUUUGUUUUGACCCAGAGAAAGAGAUUCCUCUGUUGCAGAAAUGGUUUAGUUUCAAUAAUCAUCCGACCAGAACACAGGCAGAGGAGUAUACGGACAUACUAAAUAGCCUUGAGUACAGGGAGAAGAAGAGAAGGUUGGAACCUGCCAAUAUCAUCUAUUGGUUUAAGAACACCAGGGCUGCUCUCCGGAGAGCUGAGGUUAAAACUAACCUGAACCAGGUGGAUUUAUCCAGGAUAGACUUUAACUUUAGGAAUAUUCCUGGCAUGGUUGGAGAAGGAAGAUCAAGAAACGAACCAAGAGAUAUUGAAUAUGUUUUAAACGGACCAAAUAGAAUAUUAGAAAGUUCUUCCAGAAGACAGGACAGAUUGAAUCUGAAGGACGAGGACAAGGACGGAUUGGAUGAACUUCAAAAUAGAAAGGACGGAUGGAAUAUUUUGCAUAAUGACAAGGACGGAUUGGAUGAACUGCAAAGGAUCAGGGAUGAUUUUGAGGAAGUUCAAAAAAACAAGGAUGAAAAUCCGUCAAAAAAUAAUGGAUUAGAAGAUUUUGAAAGGAGUAAGAACGAACCAGAUAAUGAAGUUAGAAGAAGUAAUUCAGCUCAAGAUCUCAUUGAUUUCACUUCACCAAUCAAAGAGCCAAACAAAAGUAUUAAGUCGAUGAACCUUUCAGAGCAUAAUGAUUCUUACAAAAACAAGAACGGGUUAAACUAUGAAAUUGAAAAUGAUUUGGAUAAUGAAUACAGGAGUAAGGAUGAAAAUUGGCGAAAUUCUGAAAUGUAUGAAAGAAGACUGAACAGAGAAGAAGUAAAAGAAGAUAAAGAGGAAAAUAUAGAUUUGAGUAAAUCUGGCAUAUUUCAAAAUUCUAUCCAUAGGUUCAAGACUGAGAAAAUAGAAGAGUUAAGCAAAGAUUUAAAAUAUCCAAAGGAUCAAUCAAAUCUAACAACAGAGGAAGCUGCUACUAGAGAACCUGAUGAAAAUUAUAAAAACUGUACAAAACCAGAUUUUUCUCCGGACUCAGAUGCGGACACAGAGUCGGACCAGUUUGACGGGAUGAAUACUCUGAUACAUGAGGAGGACGGGUCUCACUCCGAGUAUAGUUUACAGCACAGGGGAAGUGCAAAACCCAGGAUGAGGAUCUGUUUUGAUUCUGAUCAGGAGAUUCCUCUUCUACAGAGUUGGUUUAAGGAAAACAAUCAUCCUCCUAGAUCUAAGGUCGAUAUCUACGUGAACAUCUUAAACAGUUUAGAGUCGAGAGCUAAAAAAAGGCGACUAGACGCUAACAACGUCAUUUAUUGGUUCAAGAACACACGUGCAGCCAUUAAACGGGCCCAGGCAACUGUUCUUCCAGUAGAAGGGCAUUCUUCAUUUCCCAGUAUACCAGGGCAGUACAGUUUGGCACAGUAUAAUCCGUCUCAGUACAAUCCAGGGAAGUGCAGUCCGGUUCAGUACAGUACAGGGCAGUACAAUCCAGAGAAAUACGUUCCGUCCUUUACUCAACUCAAUCAUCAUUACUCAGGUGCAGAUUUCCAAGGAAAAAUACUUAAAAGUUCUCGUACCUACUCUGAUUAUGACCCUUCCUCUCUACCUAAGAAGAACCGAACUUCUACAAUAAAUGAAACGGGAAUUCGGGACGGAUUUAAUACAUGUGUCAAAGAAAGAUCUCGUUCUUGUUCCCCGUAUGAUCCGGAAUCCAAAGAUUACUCCCGUCCUGGAUCCAAAGAUUACUCCCGUUCUGAAUCCAAAGAAUACUCCCGUCCUGGAUCAAGAGAAUACUCCCGUCCAGGAGCAAGAGAUUACUCCCGUCCUAAAUCUGGUUCCAGAACCAGGAAUAUUUGUCCUACUGAAGCUGUGGAAGAUUAUCACAAACUUGGAGAAACUCCCGAACCUUGCUCCGAUGAUGAUCCUAAACUGUGCUGGAAUGAGAACAAUAAUAAUAUAAAUCCUUUUAACAAUUACUCAAAGUUUAAGACUGAAUCUAGAAGAGAACCCCCGGAAACGUCCCAAACCCCUGGAUUCUUGGAGACAAAAGAGAAAAAAUGUGAACCGAACCUGUCUCCGGGAUCCGAGGACAGCAUCAGAGAUUCUAAUUUAAUUUCCGGAACAUGCUCCGGGUUUCAACCCGAUUUCCGAACCUUUCAAUCCUCCACUCCGCCGCCUGCUUAUCUUAAGGAGCGGAGAAUAAAGUUUCAAGAUUUUUCCUCUGACUCCUCGCUCUCCUUCUCUCAAUCUCAUCUGUUCUCCGACCCGUCCAACCUUUCUUCGUCCACAGCUCACACCUUGCCGUCUUUCUCUCAUCCCGCUGUUUCUCUGUCCCAAUCCUUCUCCAUCAAUUCCCAACCAUCCCUACCAUCUCAUCUUUUCUUCAGUAGCUUACAAGACCACAAGGAAGGAGCAUCCCCAUUCCCCCUUCACGGGUUAGAUAAGAAGGAUGAGUUUAAACCUUUCCUCUCUUCAACCCUACCCCACCUUCCUCCUUCAAUUUACAAUUCAGCUCCAGAUAUGAACCGGUUUAUACCUCCUGGAUUGGUUCCACUGGUUCUACCCUACCCUACCCUGCAGCAGUCUGUACUGUACAUGUCUCAGCUGAUGAACCUGAACCAGUACACUGGACAACACACGGAGAGGAAGAAGAGAAACAGAACAUUUAUCGAUCCAGUUUCAGAGGUCCCUAAACUUGAAGAAUGGUUUCAAGAGAACUCUCAUCCUUCCCACUCUCAGGUUUCAAGAUUUACAAUCCUUCUGAACAAGCUUCCUUACAGGCAGAAGUUUCCUAAAUUGGAGUAGAAGAAUGUCCUGUUCUGGUUCAAGAACAGAAGAGCUAAAUGUAAACGAGUAAAUAGCAGUUAAUUUAUAAUAAUGAACAUAAUUUUAUGAUUUUAAAUUGAAUAUUUAGAAAUGAAUAAUAAAUAUGCUAAAA